GUGGUCCGUCCAGACGGGCGUCGUGAGAAUGCGGGAGAUCGUGCACAUCCAGGUCGGACAAUGCGGCAACCAGAUCGGUGCCAAGUUCUGGGAGGUGAUCUCGGACGAGCAUGACAUCGACCCGACCGGCUCCUACCAUGGCCACUCGGACGUCCAGCUGGAGAGGAUCAACGUCUACUACAGCGAGGCGUCUGCCGGCAAGUACGUGCCCCGCUCGAUCCUCGUCGACCUCGAGCCAGGCACCAUGGACGCUGUCCGCUCGGGUCCGUUCGGGCAGAUCUUCCGACCGGACAACUUCGUGUUCGGCCAGUCCGGAGCCGGUAACAACUGGGCGAAGGGACACUACACCGAGGGCGCGGAGCUGGUGGACUCCGUCCUGGACGUGGUCAGAAAGGAGGCGGAGAGCUGCGACUGUCUCCAGGGCUUCCAGCUGACCCACUCCUUAGGCGGCGGCACCGGGUCAGGGAUGGGCACCUUGCUGAUCUCGAAGAUCCGCGAGGAUUAUCCGGACAGGAUCAUGGCGACGUUCUCGGUGGUGCCGUCGCCCAAGGUGUCCGACACCGUCGUCGAGCCGUACAACGCCACCCUGUCCGUUCACCAGCUGGUGGAGAACACCGACCAGGCGUACUGCAUCGACAACGAGGCGCUCUACGACAUCUGCUUCCGCACCCUGAAGCUCUCCACGCCGUCCUACAACGACCUGAACCAUCUAGUCUCCGCCACCAUGUCCGGCGUGACCACCUGCCUCAGGUUCCCCGGACAGCUGAACGCCGACCUGAGGAAGCUGGCCGUGAACAUGGUCCCGUUCCCGCGGCUGCACUUCUUCAUGCCGGGAUUCGCGCCUCUGACCGCCAGAGGCAGCCAACAGUAUCGGGCGCUGACGGUUCCCGAGCUGACACAACAAAUGUUCGACUCGAAGAACAUGAUGGCCGCGUGCGACCCGAAACACGGCCGGUUUCUGACGGUGGCGGCCGUUUUCCGCGGUAGGAUGUCCAUGAAAGAGGUCGACGAACAGAUGCUGAAUAUUCAGAACAAGAACAGCGCGUACUUCGUCGAGUGGAUACCGAACAACGUGAAGACAGCCGUCUGCGAUAUUCCGCCUCGUGGACUCAAGAUGUCCGCGACGUUCAUCGGGAACUCGACCGCCAUUCAGGAACUGUUCAAGAGGAUCUCCGAUCAGUUCACCGCCAUGUUCAGGAGAAAGGCUUUCCUGCAUUGGUACACCGGCGAGGGCAUGGACGAGCUGGAGUUCACAGAGGCCGAGUCGAACAUGAACGACCUGGUCUCGGAGUACCAGCAGUACCAGGACGCGACCGCGGAGGACGAGGGGGAAUACGUCGAUGUGGUCGUUGCGGAGGAGAAGUAGAUCCACAGAUCGACUGAUCGACAGAUCCACAGAUUCACAGAUCGUCAGAUCAAUAGAUCAACAGGUCAAUAAACCGCAAGAUUAACAGAUCGUCAAAUCUACAGAUCGUCAGAUCAACAGAUCAACAGAUGGUCAAAUCAACAGAUGGUCAAAUCAACAGAUCAACAUAUUGUCAGAUCGUCAGAUCAACAGAUCAACGGAUCAACAGAUCGUCGGAUCGACAGAUCUCUUUCUCCAGGGUCCUCGUCUCGAUGAAAUUCCUCGUGACGCUUCACGCGAGAACUCUUGCUUGAACACCGAAUCUCUUGUCAAAAUGGUUGUAGUGGCUUUGCAUUCGUAUUAGCAACGCGAUUUAUCGGUAUCUUACCUUCCCUUUCAAGGUCCAGUUUCGAUCGAUUUUUAUAUUAAUUGUAGACACCCUUAUACACAUGCAUAUGUACACACCUCUAUCUAUCUACCCUAUUAUACGUGUAUACUUUAUACCUUAUAUGUGAUUUAGAGAAAUGUAUUGGUUUGUUGAACAUUCA
Molecule: messenger RNA, 1893 nt
Organism: Megalopta genalis
Lineage: Eukaryota; Metazoa; Arthropoda; Insecta; Hymenoptera; Halictidae
Product: tubulin beta-4B chain-like
Biological process (GO): microtubule-based process
Cellular component (GO): microtubule
Molecular function (GO): structural constituent of cytoskeleton; GTP binding; GTPase activity
Source: RefSeq, a predicted model, not a curated record